Cryptococcus wingfieldii CBS 7118 is the source of this 3729-nucleotide messenger RNA. RefSeq names its product cation-transporting ATPase 13A1. The record is from RefSeq and is a predicted model, not a curated record. The transcript has 12 exons. Gene Ontology annotation, cellular component: endoplasmic reticulum membrane. Gene Ontology annotation, biological process: intracellular calcium ion homeostasis. The coding region runs from base 1 to 3729 and encodes 1242 amino acids. NCBI's taxonomy places the organism in Eukaryota, Fungi, Basidiomycota, Tremellomycetes, Tremellales, Cryptococcaceae. Gene Ontology annotation, molecular function: ATP binding; P-type ion transporter activity; ATP hydrolysis activity.
AUGACCUCGGCACCCAAAAUGUCCGCCACCCCAGGUAUCCUCUCUCCGGAGAUAGAGGCUUUGACCCUCCACAAUAAAACGCCCAUAUUGGCAAGAAUCUAUGGUGCCCCUUUCCUUACCCUCUACCCUCUCUUUUACUACGCCUACCACUACAGAUACGAAGACUGGAUCAAGUCGGAGGAAUGGACAUUCAUCUUCUGUGUCUUGCUUGGUGCCGGACAUGCUCUGAGUUUCCUCACUACCGCCUGGAGUAGCGGAAUAAAUGCCAAGGUCGCCUAUACCACCGCCGACUCCAUGAAGACUGCUUCCCGUAUUAGGGUGAUCCCUAAGAAGGGGCGGGGAAAGGGUGAUAUCAUCCCGCUUGAACGCAAGGAGACCCCUGGCUCCGUCGAACCUGCUUAUUCUUUCAACUAUCAGAGAGACACUUAUGUCUACAGCUCCUCGGAUAACGCCUUCACUCGAAUUCCCUAUCCCUGCGAUGCUGCCCCCCCUCUUUCCAUCUUCCAGACUUCCCGCGGUAUCCUUACCCACGCUCCUCUCAAAGACAAGCCCACUCCUCCUGUGACCGGCCUGCCCAACCUGGACACUCUGAAGGCAACCUACGGUUCCAACGAAUGCCACAUCCCUAUCCCCAAGUUCACCGAACUUUUCGCGGAACACGCUGUCGCGCCAUUCUUCGUCUUCCAGAUGUUUUGUGUUGCUCUCUGGUGCUUGGACGAAUACUGGUACUACUCUUUGUUCACAGCCUUCAUGCUGGUUGUCUUUGAGUGCACUGUCGUCUUCCAGCGAGUCAGGACUCUCCAAGAGUUCCGCACCAUGAGCAUCACUCCUUACCAGGUGCAGACUUUCCGGGAUGGCAAGUGGACCUCUGUUCUCACUACCGAUCUUGUCCCCGGAGACCUCGUUUCUGUCCUCCGAACCAACCCCGACUCUGGCGUCCCCUGCGACUUGUUGCUGCUCCGUGGCACUGCCAUCGUCAACGAAGCCAUGCUUUCCGGCGAAUCCACCCCUCUACUCAAGGAAAGCGUUGAGCUCAGGGAAGGCACCGACAGGCUCGACAUGAACGGGGCUGACAGGAACAACGUUCUCUUCUCCGGUACCAAGGCAUUGCAGGUCGAGAAGGCCGCCGAGGGUGGUCUCACCACUCCGGAUGAUGGAUGUCUUGCUGUUGUUCUUCGUACCGGCUUCGGCACCACUCAGGGUCAACUCGUCCGAACCAUGAUCUUCUCUACCGAGCGUGUGUCCGCCAACACUUUCGAAGCUUUCCUGUUUAUCGGCUUCCUCCUCAUCUUUGCCAUUGCGGCCAGUGCCUAUGUCUGGAUCAAGGGACUUGAGCGAGGUAUGGCCAAGGGCAAGCUCUUGUUGGACUGUGUUCUCAUCAUCACCUCUGUCGUUCCUCCCGAGCUUCCCAUGGAGCUUUCCUUGGCUGUCAAUGCUUCCCUCGUUGCCCUUCAAAAGUUCGCCAUCUUCUGCACCGAGCCCUUCCGAAUCCCAUGGGCCGGUCGAGUGGACGUCUGCUGUUUCGACAAGACUGGUACCAUUACCGGUGAAGACCUCGUUGUCGAAGGUAUUGCUGGUGUCAAGUCUACCGACCCCAAGGCUCUCGUCCCUGUUACCGCCAGCAACAAGGACACUACCCUUGCUCUUGCUGCUGCUCACGCUUUGGUCCUCUUGGAUGACGGAACUAUCGUCGGUGACCCCAUGGAGAAGACCACUCUGGCUGCUCUUGACUGGAAGAUCUCCAAAGGCGACCAGAUCAGUCCUAUUAGCAAGGAAGCUCCUCACAAGGCCCAGGUCCAUAUCAAGCGCCGAUAUCAAUUCUCCUCUGCUCUCAAGCGAAUGUCUACCAUCUCUACCGUGUCUGAACCCAGUGGCGGUAAGCGAUGGAUCGCUGCCGUUAAGGGUGCUCCCGAGACUCUCAAGGGCAUGUAUGUCUCUGUCCCGGAAUGGUACGAGGAGACCUACAGGUGGUACACUCGUCGUGGUAGCCGAGUUUUGGCUCUGGGUGUCAAAUCUAUGAACGUGCAAGUUGAAAAGGUCAAGGAUAUCCACCGAGACCAGGUCGAGUGUGGCCUCACUUUCGCCGGUUUUCUUGUCUUUCACUGCCCUCUCAAGCCGGACGCUGUCGAAUCUCUCAAGAUGCUCAACGACUCUUCUCACCGAUGUGUUAUGAUUACCGGUGACAACCCCUUGACUGCUGUCCACGUUGCCAGGGAUGUCGAGAUUGUUGACCGUGAUGUCUUGAUCCUUGACGUCAAGGAGGAAUCCGCCGGCGAGCUGGUAUGGCACAAUGUUGACGACUCUGUGAUCAUCCCGGUCCGAGCUUCGGAGCCUUUCGACCAGUCUCUCUUCGACAAGUAUGACAUCUGUGUUACUGGCGUCGCCCUCAAGCAGUACGAGCAGCUUCCCUCCGUCACCGACCUCAUUCAAAACACCUACGUCUACGCGCGAGUGUCUCCCAACCAGAAGGAGUUUAUCAUCACCACUCUCCGUUCGCUUGGAUUCACUACUCUUAUGGCUGGAGACGGUACCAACGAUGUCGGCGCUCUCAAGGCUGCCCACAUCGGUGUCGCUCUUCUCGACGGUUCUCCCGAGGACUUGAAGGCUAUCGCCGAGCACCACAAGCUCGAGAGGAUGAAGAAGGUCUACGAGCAGCAAGUCCGAAUCUCUGCUAGGUUCAACCAGCCUCCUCCGCCUCCCCCCCCUGCUCUCAGAGAGGCGUUCCCCGAACUGGUCAAGACCCAGCAAGAGGUUGCUGUUGCCCACGCAAACGCCAGGAAGCAGAGCCCCUUGGAGAAGUUUGACAUGACUACGAUUACUGCCAAGCUCUCUGAGAUGGACGAGGACCAGGAAGUACCCCAGAUCAAGCUCGGUGAUGCUUCUUGCGCUGCUCCCUUUACUUCCAAGCUCUCUAAUGUCUCUGCUAUUACCAACAUCAUCCGACAAGGCCGAUGCACUUUGGUCGCCACUAUUCAGAUGUACAAGAUCCUCGCGCUCAACUGUCUGAUCACUGCCUACUCUUUGUCUGUCCAAUACCUCGACGGUAUCAAAUUUGGCGACUACCAAGUCACCAUCACUGGUAUGAUGAUGAGCGUCUGCUUCUUGUGUAUCUCUAGGGCCAAGCCCGUGGAGAAGCUCUCCAAGGAGAGGCCUCUUGGCAACAUUUUCAACUUCUACGUCUUGCUCUCUGUCUUGCUCCAAUUCGCCGUCCACAUCAUAACUUUGGUCUACAUCACUGGUCUCUCCAAGUCUCUCGAAGACCGAGGUGCGAUUGACCUCGAGAAGAAGUUUGAGCCCACUCUCUUGAACACUGCCAUCUACCUCCUCGGUCUCUCUCAGCAGGUCUCCACCUUUGUGCUCAACUUCCAAGGCCGUCCCUUCCGAGAGGGUAUUCGAGAGAACCCUCCUCUCUACUAUGGUCUUCUCGGUGCCAGUCUGGUCGCCUACUGCGGUGCCACCGACUUUAUCCCCGAGCUCAACAGGUGGUUGCAGCUGGUCGAGAUGACUACUUCUUUCCGAUUCAGGCUCGCCACCUCCAUGGCUCUCGACUUCCUCCUCUGUUAUGUCGUCGAAACCGGCUGCAAAGCCUUGUUUGCCGACAUUGAGCCCGUCGCGUUCGUGACCAAGGGCCGAGAGAGGAGGGAGAAGAGGCGAAGGGAAGAAGCCCUCCAGUUGAGAGAGGCUGAAAAGGCGAGGCUUAUUGCUGAGGGUGAGAAGAAGGGUCAGUAA